AAUUGCCGCGCCCAGAGGAGGGGCCCCGGUCGCCCUCGCCCGCCCUCUUUCACAAGGAAGCCAGGGAUGGAGGCUGAGCGCUGCGGGCCGGGGCCGGCACCGCCGCUGAUCCCCUCCUCCGGUCCCCCGCGUGGCGAUGAAGCUGCAGCCCCGACCCUCGUGGAGACGCACGCGGGGGCCCAGGACUCAGCCGGGCCCGCGAUCCUCCCCUCGUCCCCGGAGCUGCUGGACUUUGACGACGACGAGGACCUGGAAGUGUUCAGCAAGGACACAUCACUGAUGGAGGUAAAUUCAUUCAGUCCUUUGAUGCCAACAUCUCCUUCUUCGAUGAUAAACCAGUAUAAAUUUGAAGAUGAACCAGAAUUAAAGGACCUUUUUGUUACAGUUGAUGAUCCAGAAAGUCACAUCACUGUCAUCGAGACAUUCAUCACCUACAGAGUUGUUACAAAGACAACCCGUGGUGAAUUUGACUCCAGCGAGUAUGAAGUUAGACGACGGUAUCAGGAUUUCCUUUGGUUAAAGGGAAAACUUGAAGAAGCACAUCCGACAUUGAUCAUUCCUCCAUUGCCUGAAAAAUUCAUAAUGAAAGGAGUUAUGGAACGAUUCAAUGGCAAUUUCAUUGAGACUCGAAGGAAAGCACUGCAUAAAUUUUUAAAUCGGGUAGUUGAUCAUCCCACUUUAACUUUUAAUGAAGAUCUGAAAACUUUCCUUACUGCUCAAGCCUGGGAACUUUCCUCUCACAAGAAGCAGGGGCCCGGUUUGUUGAACAGAAUGGGACAAACGGUCAAAGCGGUUGCAUCCUCAAUGCGAGGAGGAGCUGUGAAAAACCGUCCUGGUGUGUUCACAGAAAUGAGUGACUACGUGGACGUGUUUAGCCAGAAAAUCAGUCUCUUGGACAAAAUUUCGCGUAGAGUUUAUAAGGAAGAAAAAGACUACUUUUAUGAAUUGAAGGAAUACAGCCCAAUCCACACGCUUUGGUCUGCUUCUGAAGAAGAUCUAGUAGAUACCCUGAAAGGGGUUGCCAGCUGCAUUGACCAGUGCUCCAAGGCUAUGGAGAAACGGAUGGCAGUUCUUUCUGAAACCCUGAUCCCUACCCUACACGAAUACGUGCUCUACAGUGAAACAUUGAUGGGAGUCCUGAAAAGGAGAGAUCACAUCCAAGCACAGCUUGAUUCCAAAGUUGAAGCUUUGUAUAAUAAAAAGACAGAAGGUGAUCUGCUCUCAGAAGAGAUUGGAAAACUUGAAGACAAAGUAGAGUGUGCCAGCAAUGCACUGCAGGCUGACUGGGAUAGAUGGAAAGAAAACAUGUGCCUUGAUGUGAAGAUGGCGUUUAGUGAUGUGGCUGAAAACAAUAUCCGGUAUUACGAACAGGAUUGCCAGCCUCCAGGUAGAGUCUGGAAAUCUUCUUGAACCACAACGGAUCUCCCAACUACAGUAUCUUAUUCCAGUUCAUGGAGAUAAAUGUGAGACAAACUGUUUUCUGGUACGCAGUAGUUGUCCAUUCUUGCCUGCUUUCUCCACUGUUUCUACUACCAUCAACAUUGUUAAUCAAGGCACAUUUGGAUCUGGUCAGCCAUGUUUGUAGGAUGGUGACCACUGUGGAUUGGAGUCCCCAGAGCAGACUGCAUUGAUUAGAUAUGCUUUGCAAGAAUAAUCAAUCCCUAAAACAAGCACCACAAAGACAUGGGCAAAAUAUGAUGCAGUCCUGGUUACAAUGACAACAUUUAAACAGGCUUGCAUUUAUCAUUGGCAAGAGAGAGAUUUUCAAAUUAAAAUCACAGUGAGUGGCUCAUCUUUGAAGCAGCCAUGUAGGGAAGCUGUUCAAAGCGAAGGUUUAAAACCUUGUUUAUUUACAUAAGUUAUUCAAUUUUUAAAGCUUAUUCUCGUUUAUGUAACCAAAUGUGUGUUCCAAAAUUCAGAUGUUCCUGUGCCUUAUUUUGUUGUCAGUGAUAAGAGUGCUGCUUCAGCUGGCAAGAUAUAUAAUUAACUACACCAAUACAAAAGUAGGUCUCUGUGCCUCAGGCUCUGGGUCUCUCUUCUGCAAAACAUCAGUGGCAGAAGUGAUGCUACUUUUGAAGCAUGCCUUUGAGCUGCUCUGAAAUGAUUAUAUUUGUGUCCGUUAGCAAGGAAAAAGAGGAUUGAUUCCAAAUAAAGGAUCAUUAGCACAGGCUAUCCAGAGAGAGACUAAAAUGUUAAGAGGAGGUUUAAUUUAUGUAUAUAGGAUUGGAUUUGUAAUUUGGAAUCUAAUUACUCAUAAAACUGUUAUGGGUCACAGGAAAAAGAUGUCUGCACACAAAUGAAAAGGCAGGAGCUGGCCUGAUACUAUGCAUUGCUUUUAAAUAUUGCUGUGAAUUAUACAUCUAAACAAAAACAUCAGUUUCAUGAAAAUUAAAAAAAAACCCUGGGAAAUGUUUCAGUACUACACACAGCUGCGUGUAUGGCUCAUUAGCAAAUAUGAUAAUCAUACAAUCAUCAUGUUGGAAUCAUUAGCAGAGACCAUGAAGCAUUUAAGAUCAUGAAGUUGUUUUUUGUCUCCAAUAAUCCAUGCCAGUACAGGAGAGAACUGCAGCCCUUGUUACAAGUGGACUGGACUGGAUGAAAUUCAGCCUAUGCAAGAUAGAGAUCAGUGGAGAGAAUGAGAGCAUACCUUUUCUUCCCAUUUACCAGGCAUGCAUAUACUGCCUCAUUGCUGCUGUUCAUGGGUUCCAUAUUCCCAUAUUUUAUACUAGCAGCAAAGCCCAUUGUUAGGGAGAUGCAAUGGGCUCUAGCAAAGGGUGGAAGAGGAAGCAUCUCCCUCUGCAAUGGGCUUUACUGGGGCUGUAGCGUCCCCUUCCCCACUCCCGGCACAACGCUUACCUAUACAAUACUUGACAACAAUACUUGACAAACACAACAAUAGCAUUGAACAAUAUUAUAAGAUGAAUUGUAAUGAAAUUGAAUAGAAAAAAGUCUGCAGUGGUGAUUACUAUUAUAAAUAUAUAAAAAUACUUCCUGAGUAUUGAACAUUGAGUUCACAUAUUAUUAUCUAUCCCUGAUAUAUUUAACACCUUUUUAAAUACAUGUCAAGAUGAUUAUUCAUCAUUCAUAUUUAUCAUUUCAACAGCAUGUUUUCUCCCCAUUUUUAAGGAAUAAUAUAAUUUGCAUGCUUUCCAUUUGAGUUCAGAUUUUUUUAUUGGUCUUUUAUUCACAUAGUUCAUUAAUUUUGCCAUUACUGCAUAUUGCUCUACUUUGCUUUCCCAGUCCUCCCUGCAUGGACACUAUUUUGUUUUCCAUUUUGUUGCAAAUGUAACUUUGAUAGCCAUUAUCAUAUGUAUAAAAUCUUCCAAAUUUUUGGGACUAUUUCUGGCAGAAUGCCCAAUGGCAUACUCUUGGCAUCUUCAAUAAAUUCAGUUCUUUAAAGUUUCUGGAUUUCAGCAUGUAAUUCUUUCCAAUUUUUUGUCAUUUUGCACAGUAACCUCAUAUGAUAAAGAAUCCACCUCUUUACAUUUUCAUCAUUUCCCUUUACAGUUCUUAUCCAUCUUUCAAUAUCUCUUGGAGUAAGACACCACCGAUAAAACAUGUUAUAACAGUUUUCUCUCGAUAUUUGACCUGCUGAAAAUUUUAUAUCUUUCUUCCAUAAGGUUUCCCAUUGUUGGAGAGAUAUUUCUUACUCAAAUUUUUGCAUCCAUUUGACUGUACACAAUUUUCCUGUUCUUUUUGCUGCAUUAUCAACUUUUUAUAUUCAGUCAUCUCCCUUAUUAUACCUCCUGCUGUGUGAAUGUCCCUU
Sphaerodactylus townsendi is the source of this 3766-nucleotide messenger RNA. It is a transcript of the gene SNX7, whose product is annotated as sorting nexin 7. Gene Ontology annotation, molecular function: phosphatidylinositol binding. The coding region runs from base 67 to 1410 and encodes 447 amino acids. NCBI's taxonomy places the organism in Eukaryota, Metazoa, Chordata, Lepidosauria, Squamata, Sphaerodactylidae. The transcript is spliced from 9 exons. The record is from RefSeq and is a predicted model, not a curated record.